Molecule: messenger RNA, 1428 nt
Organism: Penicillium waksmanii
Lineage: Eukaryota; Fungi; Ascomycota; Eurotiomycetes; Eurotiales; Aspergillaceae
Exons: 1
Coding region: 1-1428 (475 amino acids)
Source: RefSeq, a predicted model, not a curated record
AUGAAUACCACUCCACAACUAAUUCUCGAUAUUGAGGAUGCUCUAGUGUCUGACGAGAACCCAGCCCGUGACAAUGGCACUCUCGACUAUGAACGCUGCGCCAGACUACACAAUUACUUAGUCGCGUAUGGUUGGAUGGCUCGUAACGAGAGAGACACCCCCGACCUUGAUACGCUAGCCAGUGAAAAGCAUUUCUUCAAUCAGCCAGAAGAGGAUAUAGCAGCCAUUCGAACUCGCCUUAUUACACCGCUUAACUCGUUCUUGGAUUUAAUCUAUGAUCCUCAACCUGGGCUCUUUUACUGGGUUGACUGUCUUGAGAUGAGGCCCGGCGACGAGUAUGUGUACGGUGACAACGAAAUGGACGAUGACAAAGAGCGAUUUGUUAUAAUCUAUGGCACCAACAUGAGUAUGGGCUCACAUAAUCUGGGUGUUCUUUAUGACCAACAACGCAAUCGGGCCUCAUUCCCAAUGACUAUAGAGAAUCUAGAAAGCGUGGAGCCUGUAGAUGAGCAUGAGGAGAUGUGGUUUCCGCUAGAGACCAUCCUAACCCACUGGAUAUAUAUGAUUCGAAUUGGGAAAAUUGUCGCAGGACUUCCAGAACGACUUCCUUCAGGCGAACCCCCAACAAACCGAUCACAAUUUGGUCUAUGGUCAUGGCUUCCUUACUGCGAGUUCCAGGUCAAUAGCACAGUAGCUGCGAUAGAGCGCUACUCAGCUGCAGUUGAAUCUCGCAUGUCUCCUGACUCCCUUCUGCCGAUUUCUGCGCCACUUUUUACUAGUGCAGAAUUAGAUGCGGCAGGUGUGCCGCAGGAUUGCUUUAUUCGCUCACUCUUAACACAGGUUAAGACUCCGCGUUUCAAGUUUAUCGCUCCUGGGCUGGAGGUUCCGCAUGAUAAGGAUGCGUUUGUGAGACGUCAGAGAUUCACGAAUAUACCCCACGAAGAGGAUAGUAUUCCAGGGGUCUUGGUAUUUGCAGCUCCAGACAGGCAGGUGGAUAUUCACGAUGAAAUCCAUUACUUAUUUUCCAUCGCACAUGACUACAAUUUGGAUAUAGAAGAUACCUCUAUUCCAACUGGACUCUACAGUGAACCUGUUUGUCGGAGCACUUAUGAUGUGGAGGAGGCCGGUUUCCAUAUCGUGCUUCCAUUUGAACUACGACCCGAGCCCUGGCAGGAUGGGGCUCGAAUGAGUGAUGGGACACAAGUUACGGCGGGCUCAUUUACGGAACUCUUUCAACAUGGUUCCUUCCAUCCAUUUGGAGGCGAAGGCCGAGCGCAGAGAUUGGAUAGUCUGUUUGACCGGUGGACGGCGAUGAUUGAAAGUGGUAUAUGGACAGUGGGCGAAGAUGGCGUGGAGGGAGGAAUCGAAAAACUCAGAGAAGCAGAUAGAGGUGACGGGACUGAAUAUUCGAUCGCACCAAGCUGGUGA